Messenger RNA from Entelurus aequoreus (snake pipefish), 7486 nucleotides. RefSeq names its product neuron navigator 3-like. The record is from RefSeq and is a predicted model, not a curated record. Bases 1 to 5871 code for a protein of 1956 amino acids. Gene Ontology annotation, biological process: nervous system development; neurogenesis. Gene Ontology annotation, molecular function: ATP hydrolysis activity; ATP binding. NCBI's taxonomy places the organism in Eukaryota, Metazoa, Chordata, Actinopteri, Syngnathiformes, Syngnathidae. The transcript is spliced from 31 exons.
AUGCACAUUAUUAUGUACAGUAUGCACAUUAUUAUGUACAGUAUGCACAGUAUUAUGCACAGUAUCAUGCACAUUAUUAUGUACAGUAUGCACAUUAUUAUGUACAGUAUGCACAAAAUUAUGUACAGUAUUAUGCACAGUAUUAUGUAUAGUAUGCACAGUAUUAUGUACAGUAUUAUUAUAAUGCACAUUAUUAUGUACAGUAUGCACAUUAUUAUGUACAGUAUGCACAGUAUUAUGUACAGUAUGCACAGUAUUAUGCACAGUAUCAUGCACAUUAUUAUGUACAGUAUGCACAUUAUUAUGUACAGUAUGCACAAAAUUAUGUACAGUAUUAUGCACAGUAUUAUGUAUAGUAUGCACAGUAUUAUGUACAGUAUUAUUAUGCACAGUAUUAUGUACAGUUUUAUGCACAGUAUUAUGCACAGUAUUAUGCACAUUAUUAUGUACAGUAUGCACAUUAUUAUGUACAGUAUGCACAGUAUUAUGCACAGUAUCAUGCACAUUAUUAUGUACAGUAUGCACAUUAUUAUGUACAGUAUUCACAGUAUCAUGCACAGUAUCAUGCACAUUAUUAUGUACAGUAUGCACAUUAUUAUGUACAGUAUGCACAAUAGUAUGUACAGUAUUAUGCACAGUAUUAUGUAUAGUAUGCACAGUAUUAUGUACAGUAGUAUGCACAGUAUUAUGCACAGUAGUAUGCACAGUAUUAUGCACAGUAUUAUGUACAGUAUGCACAGUAUUAUGUACAGUAUUAUGCACAGUAUUAUGCACAUUAUUAUGUACAGUAUGCACAUUAUUAUGUACAGUAUGCACAGUAUCAUGCACAUUAUUAUGUACAGUAUGCACAUUAUUAUGUACAGUAUGCACAAUAUUAUGUACAGUAUUAUGCACAGUAUUAUGUAUAGUAUACACAGUAUUAUGUACAGUAUUAUGUACAGUAGUAUGCACUGUAUUAUGUACAGUAUGCACAGUAUUAUGUACAGUAUUAUGCACAGUACUAUGCACAUUAUUAUGUACAGUAUGCACAUUAUUAUGUACAGUAUGCACAGUAUUAUGCACAGUAUCAUGCACAUUAUUAUGUACAGUAUGCACAGUAUUAUGCACAGUAUCAUGCGCAUUAUUAUGUACAGUAUGCACAGUAUUAUGCACAGUAUCAUGCACAUUAUUAUGUACAGUAUGCACAGUAUUAUGCACAGUAUCAUGCACAUUAUUAUGUACAGUAUGCACAUUAUUAUGUACAGUAUGCACAAUAUUAUGUACAGUAUUAUGUACAGUAGUAUGUACAGUAUUAUGCACAGUAUUAUGUAUAGUAUUAUGCACAGUAUCAUGCACAUUAUUAUGUACAGUAUGCACAUUAUUAUGUACAGUAUGCACAAUAUUAUGUACAGUAUUAUGCACAGUAUUAUGUAUAGUAUGCACAGUAUUAUGCACAGUAUUAUGCACAUUAUUAUGUACAGAAUGCACAUUAUUAUGUACAGUAUUAUCUGGGACGACAGCAGCUCGGUGAGCAGCGGCCUGAGCGACACCUUGGACAACAUCAGCACCGACGACCUGAACACGCCCGCCUACCCCUCGGUCAGCUCGCCCCGCAAAAGCAGGGGCGCCCAGUCGCAGAGAGGAAGUAAGUCCAAGCAUGCCGAGCAGGAGGUAAGCAGCAGCUGGGCUGGAGCCGAAGACCUAAAGAAGGUGGACGUGGAACUCGACGCGAACAUGGACCCCAACGGCGCCUCCUCCCGCUGGAAGUCCUCAUCGUCCUCCCAAGCCCACAGCCAGUAUGAGGAGGCCGGUCAGAAAGCCACAGCGCUGGCCCAAAUAUCCCAGACCGGGUCAUUGAGAAGGGGCAUGACCGCCCAGGUGGGCAUCACACCACCUCGGACCAAGGGCACCUCCUCCCAUAAAACACCUGGCAAGACUGAUGAUGCCAAGGCUUCGGAGAAAGGCAAAGUGCCCUCCAAGAGCGCUUCUGGCAUCCAGCGCUCCCCGUCAGACGCUGGCAAGAGCAGCGGAGACGAAGGCAAGAAACCCCCGUCUGGGAUUGGACGCCCCCCCACCACGGGUUCUUUUGGAUACAAGAAGAUCCCUGGUGCCUCUGGGACUCUGGUCACCUCCAGUGGUGCCACGCUCUCCAGUGGCUCCGCCACUCUGGGAAAGGCCCCCAAAUCCUCAGCUGCCCUUGGCAAGAGCGCAGGCGUCGGUGGGGUGCGGAAGACCAGCCUUGAUGGCUCGCAGCCUCAAGACGACGGCAUCCUGCUCACCUGCGGGGGCUCCAAAGUGCCCCUCCAGUACCGCUCUCUGCCCAGACCGGCUAAAUCCUCCAACGUCAGCGGCAAAUCGGUCAGCGGUGGGACGGCGGCCGGAGCCAAGCGCAGGGACGGCGGCAAGGUGGGCUCCGGCGACCGCUCCAGUCCCAUCAACAUGAACCAGACGGACAAGGAGAAAGUGACGGUAACGGAGCAGGAUCCGGGUCCCAGCCCGACGUCCUCUUCAACGGGGCAGACGGGCCUCAGGCAACCGGGCUCCAAAUACCCCGACAUUGCCUCGCCCACCUUCCGCAGAUUAUUUGGCACCAAAGCCAGCAGCAAGGCCAGCUCGCCGGGCACGCCCGACUCUGGCAAGUGCCCCUCGACCCUGGGCAGCCCGCACGGUGCGCUGGCGAGGCAGGCCAGUCUGGAAUCGCCCUCUUCCGGCACCGGGAGCCUGGGCAGCGCCAGCGGGCCGAGCGGCGGCAGCAGCCCGCUGUACGGUAAAACCCCCGACCCGUGCGGCGAGUCCGUGGCUUCCAGCCCGGCCUCUGGCCUCUCGCUGCCUUCCAACGCUCGGCCCUGGCCCGCCUGUAGCUCGUCGGCCGGCAGCAAGGACACUCUGAGCUGCCAGAGCAUGAGCAGUCUGCACACCAGCUCUGAGUCCAUUGAUCUGCCUCUGGGCCACCACGGGCCAAAGGUUACCAGAACCGGCAGUGUCAAGUCCACCCUGUCUGAGGGCAUGCCUCUCGACAGAAACACGCUACCCAAAAAGAGACUGAGGUACCCUCCCUCGUCUCGCCAGGCGUCCCACGAAGACGGAAUGGAGUGGCUCAGGUCCCACUCCACAGGGGGCCUUCAGGACACGGGCAGCCCCAUGUCCCCGCCCGGGACCUCCUGCACCACCGCUGGGAAAUACCACUACUCCAACCUGCUCAGCCCCACCAACAUCCUCCACUACAACCUCCCGCCUGGCAGCAGCAACAUGAGUCGCUCCAACAGCAUUCCCGCCCACGACUCCUUUGACCUCUACGGGGAGGGCCACCCCCUGGGGGGCAGCGCCACCUCCCUGGAGGACCGCCCGCGGGCCAUCAGUCGCUCCAACUCUUUUAGAGACAGCACGGAUGAAGUCCACGGCUCUUCGUUGUCUCUGGUCUCCAGCACUUCGUCACUCUACUCCGCAACGGAGGAGAAGGCCCACUCCGAGGGCCAAACAGUCCAAAACUCCACGCAAAUCAGAAAGCUUCGCCGGGAGCUGGACGCGUCUCAGGAGAAGGUCGCGACCCUGACGUCCCAGCUGUCUGCCAACGCGCACCUGGUGGCCGCCUUCGAGAAGAGCCUGAGCAACAUGACGUGUCGCCUGCAGAGCCUCACCAUGACCGCCGAGCAGAAGGAGUCUGAAUUGGUUGAGCUGAGGGAGACCAUAGACUCGCUGAAAACCCAGAACAGCGACGCCCAGACGGCCAUACAGGUGGCGCUCAACGGCCCGGACCACCAGCACAAAGAUCUGCGCAUCAGACGGCAGCACUCGUCGGAGAGCAUGUCGAGCAUCAACAGCGCGGCCAGCCACUCCAGCAUGGGCAGCCUGGGCAAGGACGGCGAGGACAAGAACAAGAAGAAGAAGAAGAACUGGGUGGCUGAUUCCAUCCCAGCUCAGCUGCGCAGCUCCUUCAAGCACGCCUUCAGCAAGAAGAAAACCAAGUCGCAGUCGGCCGUGGACGAGAUGGAGGAGAUGGCCGACAUCUUGCAGUCCUCACCUAAACUGCAGCACGACAACAGGCAGGGCAGCAUCGCCACGCUGCACACCUCACCCUCCGCCACAGAGCUGUGCGAGUGCACGGAGGCUGAGGCCGAAAUCAUCCUCCAGCUGAAGAACGAGCUGAGGGAGAAGGAGCUCAAGCUGACGGACAUCCGCCUGGAGGCGCUAAGCUCCGCCCACCACCUGGACCAGAUCCGGGAGGCUAUGAAUCGCAUGCAGAACGAGAUCGAGACGUUAAAAGCGGAGAACGACCGCCUCAAGUCCAGCGGCAACGCCACGCCGACGGCCACGCCCGUCAAGACGGCCCGGCCGCCCUCCGAGACCUCCAGCACGUCCUCGUCCUCCUCCCGUCAGUCCUUGGGCCUGUCCCUCAACAACCUCAACAUCACCGACACCAUCAUGUCAGAUAUUCUGCUAGACGACAGCUACGAGGGAAACCUGCGCAAGGAAGGUCGCAGUGUGCGGAUCGUGGUUCACAUCAACAGUGGACCAAGUAGAACCAUGGGCACGCAAAUGCGGGAGUACUUGAUUGGCUCGAUAGGCGUGAGUGGGAAGACCAAGUGGGACGUCCUGGACGGCGUCAUUAGACGCCUCUUUAAGGAGUACGUGUUCCGGGUGGACCCGGUGACCAGCCUCGGUCUGAGCUCGGACAGCAUCGUCUGCUACAGGAUGGGCGAGGUGGUCCGCGCCCACUCCUCCGAAGUGCCCGAGCUGCUGCCCUGCGGCUACCUGGUGGGCGACAACGUCAUCAAGAUCCACCUGAAAGGCGUGAAGGACAACAGUGUUGACAGUCUGGUGUUCGACACGCUCAUCCCCAAGCCCAUCAUCCAGCGGUACCUCAACCUGCUGAUGGAGCACCGCCGCAUCAUCCUGUCGGGGCCGAGCGGCACCGGCAAGUCCUUCCUGGCCGCCAAGCUGGCCGAGUUCAUGGUUUCCCAGAUGGGCCAGGAGGUGACGGAGCACAACGUGGCCCGCUUCAACGUGGACCAGAACUCCAGCAAGGAUCUCCGUCAGUACCUGUCCAACCUGGCGGAGCGCUGCAAUUCCUCGGGGACGGACACAAAACUUCCCAGCGUGGUCAUUCUGGACAACCUCCAUCAUGUUGGCUCACUCAGCGACAUAUUUAAUGGCUUCCUCAACUGCAAGUAUCAUAAAUGCCCCUAUGUGAUUGGGACCAUGAACCAGGGGGUCUCCUCCUCCCCCAACCUGGAGCUGCAUCACAACUUCAGGUGGGUGCUGUGUACCAACCACACGGAGCCCGUCAAAGGCUUCCUGGGCCGGUUCCUGCGGAGGAAGCUGAUCGAGACGGAGCUCGCCAAGAACACGCGCAGCAACGAGCUGAUCAAGACCAUCGACUGGAUCCCCAAGACGUGGCUGCACCUCAACUGCUUCCUGGAGGCGCACAGCUCCUCCGACGUCACGAUAGGUCCCCGGCUCUUCCUGUCCUGUCCCAUGGAUGUAGAAGGAUCCCGGGUGUGGUUCACUGACCUGUGGAAUUACUCACUCGUGCCCUACCUGCUGGAGGCUGUCAGGGAAGGACUGCAGCUGUACGGCAAGCGGGCGGCGUGGGAAGACCCGUCCAAGUGGGUGAGCGACACGUACCCGUGGAAAGGCGCCUCGCUGCAGCAGGAGGGUCAAUCGCUGCUCCAGCUGAGGCCCGAGGACGUGGGCUACGAGGGCUACAGCUCGUCCAAGGAGGGCGCCUCGUCCAAGCAGGUGUCCCAGAGCGACACCGAGGGGGACCCCCUGAUGAACAUGCUGCUGAGGCUGCAGGAGGCGGCCAACUAUUCCAGCACGCAGAGCUGCGACAGCGACAGCACCGGUCACCAUGACGACCAGCUGGACUCCUCGCUGGAGUCGGCGUUAUGAGGCGCCAAGUAGCGCUCUCCGCUCUGCAUCUGUGAGGCAAAGUCCCAGGUGACAUGAUAUCAUACAGAUACAUGAUAUCGUACAGGUGACAUGAUAUCGUACAGGUAUUUGCAAGUGGAACAUGUUUACAGGAGGAGGGCAGGUACUAUUCUUCAUGUUUACACAGGUGCUUCUCACACGCAUGCACUUAAAGACAGGAAGGAAGGUGUUCAUUGGUCCAAAUCCCCGCCCCCAUGUGACCCUUUGAGCAAGACAUGAUCGCUCUGAUGUGAGGAGUGUUUAUCCGACCUAGAUGAAUAUUGAUAGUAAGUAGUAAGAUGUGUGCUACAGGUGCGCUCCUGUGUGACAUGCCCCUUACCAAACAUGCAACAACACCCGCUGUGCCGUAAACAUUAUCGUUUGGACUGUCGGGGUUAUUUUAAAAUACAUUUUCUGACGAGUGAUGUCAUCCAGACGCUGUGCUGCAAAACAAAAUGCUCUAUUAUAUUUUAAUUUCAAGUAAAUCAUUGACAGAAAAUUCCAAUUAUUUCAAACUGAUCAUAUAUUUUUUCCUCUAUUUAUUUAUUUUUUACAAAAAUCAAUUCCCAUACAUGAUUUUCAAUGUGUAUCAUAUUUGACACAUCGGGUCACACAAUACUAUUUUCUUUUCUUUUUUUCAUAACAAACCAAAACAAUACGACACGCAGAAGUAUCCAUCAUGUUAUUUCCAGACAUCAAAAUAUCACAACACACACACCGAGUGUUCGCCACAAAAUAGUACAGUAAAUAUGUAUAUUCACCUCUAAAUAUACCAUAUUGUGUCAUGUAAACAUUGUAUUUAUUUGAAACUUCUAAUUUAUAAUGCAUAAAAUGUAAUAAAAUACCAAUUGACUAAUUUAGAGUUACAUUACCUUUUAUACCUGAUGUUUCAAAUUUGAUACACACAUUUUCAACGCCGUUUUACUAUAAAAUAUAUUAUGAAAUUAUAAGUAAUUUAAUGGAUUAACUGUUUGUACUGAUGUGUCAGUAAAAAAAAAAAAAAAAGUCUUACCUUUUCCCUUUCAAAUUUGGUAAAGUUUCUCUUCAAAAAUCAGGUGUUUCUCGUUUCUUCUUUGUGGCAAUCUCACUGGACGGCCCUCUAAAAAGUCAAUUACUGCCCUCGUGUGGAUUAUACGUGUAAUGCAUGCAUCUGAUCUGAUACGUCAGACUUUUUGGGGAAAAACUGAUUACACUGAUGAUGUAGAGGGCUCAAUAAUAUUUAUGUAUCACUUAUGAUACGUUGGGUGUUACAGCGUUAAAGUAUUAACAUGUUAUUAUUCGUAACCACCCACCUUGUCAAUAUCUCCCCAAAUGUGUGUCCUGCAAAAAUAUUUUGUGUAACGAUUUUAAUUGUCAUGUUAUGGGGCUGGUUAUGAAUAAUAACACGUUAGGAACAGAAAAUUAUAUUUUUUUUUAACGUUAAUAACGUGAAAUCUGUAAUAGUUAGACAAAAACAUUUUGCAGCACAAAUGUUUGGGACAGUUUUUGGAGAGUUUUUUUUUUAGUUAUUAUUUUAACGUAAGUGCCCAGAAAAGCACCUUAUAAGUAAAAUACAUUUUUAUUAUACUUUUUCAAAUUGUCUUGUAAUCAGACCAUA